Molecule: messenger RNA, 3924 nt
Organism: Ectocarpus siliculosus
Lineage: Eukaryota; Phaeophyceae; Ectocarpales; Ectocarpaceae
Source: the annotation of a GenBank genome assembly
AUGGCGUACUCCGAAGACGUGCGGGCCAUGGGGGGUGGGGGCCCUCCGUCGCCGUACGACUCCGACUUCGAUCCAGCCGCCCGCAGGGUAGAGAACCUCAAUGCGAGCCUCUUGGGUCCGGCGGCGUCGGCGGUGAAGAGAGGCGCCAGCGCCGCGUCGUACGAGGAACCCCAGAACCGGUCGUUCUCGAUCAACAACUCUCAGUUGCACCGAUUGAACGAUUCCGACUCCUCCCUUGAGCUGACGGGCACCUUCACCACGAGCGAGGAGGUUAGAAUCACUCCGGCGAUGGCGGCGGCCGUAAGUGCUCCCCGCGAUGCCGCAGCUGCGGGAGCAGGCGGCGGUGGUGGUGUUGGCAACGGUGGUGCGGGCGAUCUGUCGAGGCCAGCAGCCGGAGGUGCGGGCGAGGCCGAGCCUAGUGUUGGAGACGCGGAUGUCGACGACAGCAUGGACCUGAACGAGUCAAGCGAGCUCGAGUCUACCCUUCACGGUGCCUCCAUCAGGGAUGCGGCUUCCCCGGCUCCAGACCCUAAGAGGCUCUCCUCCGGUUCCCUCCUCAGCGUCGUCGAUGAUGUGGAAGAGUUCGAAGAGGAAGUGCUCUCACAGGCGUCGGGCGAAACGCAGACGACUCCAGAGGGGGGCGAAGGACCCGAGAAGGAGCAGAGGGUGCUGUCGCCGCCCCCUGCCCCGGGUGCAGACCAAGAGAAGGAUCAGCGGGUGCUGUCGCCACCCCCUGCCACCGGCGGGGACCAAGACCACGGGAGCGCCGGCAGGUCUUGGGUACCCAGCCUGGCGUUUGGACAGGGUGAGAACGCGCGACUCGCUACCGUGGUGGAAGAAAUGUCUCCGAACAGCCUGCUCUCGUCGGACCAGUCCCACGCACAGUCUCGUCGCUGGGAGAGCUUGGGCGGGGCAUCUGCGGACUCUACGUUCGAGCUGCAGGCCGACAUCAUGGACAGCAUGUCCGAGCUGAUGGGGCCUGCGACCGGGAGGCCGGCACCGGCAUCGAAAGGCGCGCCGCCGCCGCCGCCGCCGCCGGCGACUGCUGUUGAGCCGAAGAAGCGUCGCGAGAGCGUCGGUGGUCGGACCGGGACGUCUUCGACGGCUGCUGGUGCUGAGCCGAGGAAGCGUCGGGACAGCGUCGGGGGUCGCUUUGCGACAGUGGGGGCUCCGCAAGAUGCGGGCGGGGUGCGGCGGCAGCGGCAGAGCGCGGGCGGCCCGCCGCCGCCGCCGCCGCCGACCAGCCCGACCGUUGAGCUGUCGGGCGCUCUGGAGGGCUACAUGGGAGACGAAGGAGGUGGACACCGGCGACGGCAGUCGAGCGUCAGCGGCGGAGCAGCAGCGGCCCCGCUGGGAAGCCCAACGGUCGAGCUGUCCGGGGCUCUUCAAGGUUACAUGGGAGAUGCUGGUGCUGACGCUGGCGGUCAAAGGAGGCUGUCUUCUGCAUUUGCUGGUGCUGCCGCCGGCGUGGCUCAUGGGGGAGGACAGCGGAUGCGACGGCGACAGUCUAGCGUCGGUGGAGUAGCGCCGGCGAGCCCCACGGUUGAGCUGUCGGCCGAGCUCAUGGGCUACGCCAACGACCUCGCCGCCGGAGCGCCUGCUAGUGAGUCCGCGGCGGGCGGGGUCGGGAAGGCCCGAUCGCCUAGUCUGGGCCCGUUAAGUCCUGCCCCCGCUUCAACGCCCGCGGGCAAGCUCAGCGCCGAGGGGAAAGCUCGCCGCGCGGGUGUUCCGGAAGAGGAGGAGGAGGAGGGAGAAGAAGGGGGGGAGAACCGCAACACCGCCAUAGGCACCGCCGUUGCAGUUGCAUCGCCACCGCCGGCGGUGGCGGUCGCGGAUGCUGUUGAGGCUCAGCCGGCCGCGGGGGAGGGCACCACCGCGGUCGAGGUAGCGGCGGCACCGGUUCCGGUGCCCGGCCGGCCUCCCGUCACCCAGCUUCCCCCCCGCCGCCGCCGCGCGUCUGUAUCCGCGGCCCCCUCGCAGCAGCAGCUGCAGGGCGGCAUGAUCGCUGCCGGUUCAGGGGGAGGCCCGAAGCGCCGGGCGUCCCUCCAGGAGAUGAUGAAGCAGGCUCGAUGCAGCUCCUUCGCGACUGGCGACGGUGGGGUUGGGGUGAAGACGCAGUCGGACGGCCAGAGGGAGUCGGCCGCCGGCAGGCUUCGCCGUCGGCUGUCGUCUGUCGGUUCCGUUCACUCCGGCCGAGAGAUGGCGGCGGCGGCGGCGGCGGCGGCGGAGCCCGAAGUGCAGUCGUCGGAAGAGGCCGUGGAUGGCGCUGAGGACGAGUCCAUGCGGCUGGAGGACGGAGCGGAGGGUGAAGCGACCACGGAAGAGUUGAUGGAGGACGCGACAGAGGACGAUGAUCUCACCGAGAACUUCGCCCCUCUGCGGAUGGGCAUGGAGGACCUCAUCAAGUUCGCAGCCCCUGAGGGGGUCGACCGUGAGCGCCGGUGGGCUACGAGAAGCAUGGUGGUGCCCCUCAAGGGCACUUUGUCGCGGGACCGCCUGCGGGACAUGCCGGACGAGUUGGUGUACGCCAUCGCCGGCGCUCUAGACGACGCGGCCAUCGAAAUGGAGGAAUGGGCAGAGGGCAAAAAGACCCACGCCGUGAACUGCGGCGAAAUGGCGUGGAAGUAUCACAGCCAGGUGCCCAUUCUAGGGGAGAUCGACCGCGUCAUCGCUGAGGGGGAAGAAUCGAGUGCGGCAAACGGAGACUUGGCAUCCCGAGUGCGAGGCCUGGCCGCCCAGAUCAAUGCCGGCAUGGAGAGACAGAUUGGUGCCUGGGAAGUGACGGUGUUGACCCGCAUUGCCGACGAAGCCACCAAGGUCCUUUCCAAGGUUUCCCAGAGCCGCGAGGCGCUCGUGAAGAGGGGAGAUGAGCUGGAAGACUUGAUGUCCCACGCUGAUCUGGCCGAGAAGGCCAUCGCGGAAGAGAUCAGACAAGAGGAGCAACGCGCCAGCGUGCGGAGCCAAAUCGCCAAGACCGCUGAGAGGACCAAGGAAGUGCAGGCCGACGUGUGCGGGCUCGAAGAGGAGUUGGCCGCCCUUGAGCUGCGGCAGCAGGCGGUUGCGGCGAAGAAGGCCGCUCUGCUAGAGGGCAAGGCGAGGAGGGAGGAGAGGGCCAAGGCCGCCGCUAAGCGCUCGGCUUCCGUGGUGCGCCUCAUGGAGCUUGAGGCGAAGAGCAUCGGGUUCGAGAAGGAGGCCUUGGAGAUGAAGGAGAAACUGGACGUUCAGCUGGGGCUGCGGCUGUGGUGUCAACCAAUCACCUUGCUUCCAGACAAAGUCAUGGUUGCGUUCGCUGCCCCACACGACUGGGCGCUCAAGCACCAGCUCAAGUUUGUCGUGGAUGAGACUUCUGCGGCAUCCGGUACGUGUACCAUGGUCCGGGGCCCCAAGCCCGAGAAGAGGGGGGUGCUCUCAAAGAAGGGGGGAAUGGCCACUGUGGGCGACAUGAACUCCGCCUCCGGUAGACUGAGCCGCCUGAUUUUCGAGGGCGAGGGCGGGAUUUUCGGCGGCGCCGAGGGUAUGGCCGUUGCCGGCUUGGCGUGGGUCAAGACCGUCGCCGACAUGAGGACGGAGGUGCAAAACGCGGAGUGGUUCGUCAGCCGCGCCUACUCUCUCCUCCAAGAGGUUCACGAUCUGGAGAAGAAGUACGCCUGCACGGUGACAGUGGUCGAGAACGAUGGCGCCAGCGCCGCUGUGGCGGUGCUGUGUGUGGAGGUGGCCAACUGGCGCUCCAAGCAGAAGCUCGUGCGCCUGCGCUUCGGCUUGUCGACUUCGUUCGCGUGCUUAGUGGGGGCUCCGCUGGUGGAGGUGGACAUCGGCAGCCUGGAAGUGAGCGUCGUUGACGAAGCCAUCCGCAAAGCAGGGGGAGACCGAGCGGGUCUCAUGUCCAUCACAAAGGGAGUCGAGGCCGCGGCCGCUUGCAUGUAG